CGCGUGCUCGUGGCAGUUGAUAUAAAACCCAAGCGCCAGGUCCUCUCAAAGUUCCACGCGAGACAGGCGUUCAGGCGCGUGCCACUCCCAAGUUCAGACAGAGUCAGUGACAGCCAGUACGGUUAAAAGAUGUACAGAUUCACUCGUUCCUCGAUGAUGCAGCCCAUGGUCCACUCUGGCAUGGGUAUGGCCCCCUUUUUUAAGGUGACAGUGUUCGAGCAGGAGCACUUCCAGGGCAAGUGUCAGGAGUUCACCUCUGAAUGCUGCAACAUUCAGGACUGUGGCUUUGACAACAUCCGCUCCAUCCGCGUGGAGUGUGGAGCCUGGGUGGGCUAUGAGCAUCAUGACUUUGAGGGCCAGCAGUUUAUCCUGGAGAGGGGAGAGUACCCUCACUGGGACGCCUACAGCGGAAACCUGUCCUACCACAUAGAGAGGCUCAUGUCUCUCAGACCCAUCUACUGUGCUUCCCACCAGAGCAGUCGUAUGAUGAUCUUUGAGAAGGAGAACUUCCUGGGUCGCACCACAGAGAUCUGUGACGACUACCCCUCUCUCCAGGCCAUGGGCUGGUGUGGCACUGAGGUCGGCUCCAUGCACGUGCAGUGUGGCGCGUUUGUGUGUUACGAGUUCCCUGGCUACAGAGGCAGACAGUAUAUGAUGGAGUGCGAGAGACACAGCGGAGACUACCAGCACUGGAGGAACUGGGGCUCCCACAGUCAGACCCCUCAAAUCCAGUCUAUCCGCCGAAUCCAGCACUGAGGACCUCAUCACGCCUGCAACCGCCAAAGUACCACCAAGACCACAUACACACAACGGCUCAUUCAGCUACUGCAAGCCAGUGUCGUUUUACUGCUAGCAACCAAAGAAACACACCUUCAUUCACACCUGCAUUUCUAUACUGUAUGACGUCUGGAACUGACUAACUUUGCCCCACACACACACACACACACACACACAACUGAGCCACACCUCUGGAGGGUUUCAUCGAAUCAGCACAGACCCUGUGUGACCUAGACCACACACCCCUUUGUGUGAUUUGUGAAGGGGUGGGGGACGAGGCAGUGGAGAGCCAUCCUUCUGCUGGUCCAGUUUAGGUGUGUAGGGGGAUGAGAGAAUUACAAAGUUAACAAUCAUAUGGAAAAAAUAAACUUUUAUGCACUUCAGUUCCUCCCCUCUGUGCUAUCAUUAAGAGUGUGUGUGUGUGUGUGUGUGUGUUUGUGUGUGUGUGUGUGUGAGUGUGAGUGGUUGUAUAUGUUUGUGAAAUGAGAGGCCAUCUGACUCGAAUUAGAGUGUAUAACCGUAUUCUGUAAGUAAUAAUGCAUAAUUAACCAUACAGAGCCUAGUUCAUUAAUUGGUAAACAAUUAAAUAGAUUUGCAUGAAAUAAGAUUGACUGCCGGUGUUGUCAAUUAUAGUGAUCCAAAAAUGGCGCAUUUCUUACAUGCAGUAGCUACC
Molecule: messenger RNA, 1450 nt
Organism: Clupea harengus (Atlantic herring)
Lineage: Eukaryota; Metazoa; Chordata; Actinopteri; Clupeiformes; Clupeidae
Gene: cryba1l1
Product: crystallin, beta A1, like 1
Biological process (GO): visual perception; lens development in camera-type eye
Molecular function (GO): structural constituent of eye lens
Source: RefSeq, a predicted model, not a curated record